AUGGCUCAGUGUGCAGCUCAUCCUGCCGCCCUCAUCCUGCUGUUGGUGCUCGGCGCCGCCACGGUACUGCUCCUCACUUUACCAAGCCAAGACAUUCCCAAGGCACCCGGGUUCAUGUACGGAAUUGUUUUGGAUGCAGGAUCCUCACACACAUCCUUGUAUGUAUACAAGUGGCCUGCAGACAAGCAAAAUGGCACGGGUGUGGUGACCCAGCACAGUGAAUGUCAUGCAAAGGGAGGUGGAAUCUCCAGCUAUGCGGGGCAACAAGGAGCAGUGGGGCAGAGCUUGGAGGCAUGUUUGGACCAGGCAGUGCAGGAUGUCCCUGCACAUAGACACAAGGUUACACCAGUGUACCUGGGUGCCACAGCAGGCAUGAGGCUUCUACAUAUCUCCAGUCCACAACAGUCUGCUCAAAUUCUGCUGGAAGUUGGCAAUAAAAUCCAGUCAUACCCGUUCAGCUUCCAGGGGGCCGCCAUUCUGUCCGGUCAAGAGGAAGGUGCAUAUGGUUGGGUCACUGUCAACUAUCUUUUAGAGAAUUUCAUCAAGUAUGGCUUUGUGGGGCGUUGGCUGAGCUCAGGAAGGCCCACAGUGGGGGCCCUGGAUUUCGGUGGUGCAUCCACACAGAUAACAUUUGUGACUAAAGAGAAAGUGGAGGAUGAGAAGGAGAUGAUGAAACUGCGUCUGUACGGCCAGGAGUACUCUCUGUACACACACAGCUUCCUCUGCUAUGGACAGGAUCAGGUCCUCAAGAGGCUGAUGGCCCACAUAGUCAAGUCUCAAGGUUAUUCAGCAUCUGUUACUCACCCGUGCCAUCCUGCCGACUCCUCUGUAAACAUAAAGCUGGACAGUAUAUUCAACUCUCCAUGCACAGCCAAGUACAAACCAAGCUCCUACAAAGCCCAGGAUUCUUUGGUAGUACGUGGCAGUGGACAUUACGAGCAAUGUUCAGGAAACGUGUCCGAGAUCUUCUCUUUCGACGGCUGCCUUUUCUCUCAUUGCUCCUUUGACAAAGUCUUCCAGCCAAAUGUGACUGGCAGCUUCAUGGCAUUUUCAGCCUUCUUCUACAUUCACUCCUUCCUGCAGCGUAUCACUGGCAUCUCAGUGAGCACUGCUGCCCAAAUGGAGGAGGCAGCUAAAACAGUAUGCAAGAUGACUUUUGCCCAGAUGAUGGUUCAUGCUCCAGAUCAAGCGUCUCGCCUGAGGGACUACUGUGCUUCCUCUGUGUACAUCAAGGUUCUCCUGCUUAGAGGAUACGGCUUUGAUGCAACGUCCUUUUCACGCAUUUCUUUCAAGAAGAAGGCAGGCGACGCCUCUGUUGGAUGGGCUCUGGGGUACAUGUUGAGUUUGAGCAAUUUGCUGCCGUCAGAAAAAAUGGCAACAUGGAAGGCAUUGGCACCAGGAGUAUGGGAAACCCUCAUUGUACUUUGUGUCUUGCUCUUGGUCAUCGUCCUGACCUUCAUCGCACUUGGUGCUUGUGAGUGGAAGAGGAGAGGACGCAAUGACGGCGCCAUCUAGUCCUACCAUUGCACACAAUUACACUGGUACAGUUUACAUAUUCUGCUGCAGGGUUUGCCAUUCAGGUGUUUACAUUGCCCAAUCUGCUGCAUUGAUGCCAUUAAGAAAAAUGAUUAACUGACACAAAUUCAAGACCUCACUCUUCUAGAAGUUACUGGAGGCAUUUCAACAUAAGUAAUGGCCUCAUCAUCACACUGGGAAGCCAUUUUACUUACGUAGGCUAACGUAUCCCGUUAUUAAGCAGGGGUUGUGGUGGCACUGCAACAGCGGUUGUAAUGAUUUUGUAUAUACAAGAUGAUAAGGGAUAACAUAUUUCUCAUGGUGUAUUUGUGUGACUUGAAAUAAAACACAUUUCUUAUGUUUGUCGCAGGUGUGUAAAUCAUGGAUUUGUAUGUUUUUUGGCUAACGGAAAUUUUGUGUUCGGUGACUUACUGUUUUGACGC
Doryrhamphus excisus (bluestripe pipefish) is the source of this 1958-nucleotide messenger RNA. RefSeq names its product ectonucleoside triphosphate diphosphohydrolase 2b (gene entpd2b). Gene Ontology annotation, biological process: nucleoside diphosphate catabolic process. Gene Ontology annotation, cellular component: plasma membrane. Lineage: Eukaryota; Metazoa; Chordata; Actinopteri; Syngnathiformes; Syngnathidae. Gene Ontology annotation, molecular function: GDP phosphatase activity; ribonucleoside triphosphate phosphatase activity; UDP phosphatase activity. The record is from RefSeq and is a predicted model, not a curated record.